Messenger RNA from Ruditapes philippinarum (Manila clam), 2055 nucleotides. Its product is annotated as armadillo-like helical domain containing protein 1. The transcript is spliced from 12 exons. The coding region runs from base 254 to 1477 and encodes 407 amino acids. Lineage: Eukaryota; Metazoa; Mollusca; Bivalvia; Venerida; Veneridae. The record is from RefSeq and is a predicted model, not a curated record.
AAACAUGGCGGUGUAGCAACAAGACGCUUUCUUCAUUGACCAAUUUGAUGCAAAAUUAGUGAAAUCUGCAUCUAAUUCUUUCAUUUAAAUUUUCAUUAAGGGACAUUUAUAUAGAAUAUUCGCAUGGAAGUGUGUUAACCUGUUUUAUUGCAGCAGGGGUAUUGCGGAGACAAUUUAUUAUUUUCAGAUAUCUUGUGAGACAGGAGACAGGUGCUCUUUAAUGACAAAACUUCAACACUAGAUCUACUAAAUAAUGUCAGCAAAACAGCAAACUGCCAUUUCAAAAGUGAUGGCAGUGUUACAGGAGUGGGACAAAGGCAGCAAAGUAACCCGUAGAAAGAUUUUACAAGACUUUAUAGCUCAAAAUCAAAACAAGACAGGCCCUGAACUGGAACAGGAAUUUGCUCAUGCAGCAAGCCUAUUCCUUACACGUUUAACGGCAUGGCUUAGAUUAACAUAUAUGAUUGGCACAAGCCUUAAUGAGCAACUAAGAGCAAUUUCUAUAUUCCUGUCAGCUUCAAGUGGUCACAAAUUUAUGGCAGAGUUUCUUGAAGUUGGUGGUGUUCUCACCUUACUGGAGAUAAUAGGACUUAAACAGGCCAAGGAAGAGGACAAAAGUGAGGCUUUGAAAAACAUUCACUACAUAGCCAAUGCUGGCAGGAAAUACAAGGAACUUAUCUGUGAAAGUUAUGGUAUUCGAGCUAUAGCAGAGUGUUUAGCCAAGUCAAAAUCUGAGGAGACCCAGGAUGCUUGUCGGAACCUUUUACUGAUGUUGGCACAGGGUAAUCCCAAGUUUGAGGUACAAGUCUAUAAGGGUCUUAUUGCACUUCUUCCAUGCAGUUCACCUAAAGCCCAACAGAUGGCUGCACAGUCACUCAGAGUUGUACAACCCAUUGUAAAGAAUGCAAAUCCAUCCAUUAUUGAACCACUUCUGAAUUUAUUGAAAACACUUCAUCUUGAGGUCCAGUUUGAAGCAAUUGAGUUGAUUAAAGAACUGAUGGAUUAUGAUGUGGGAGCAGUCCUGCUAAGUGGUCUUGUGAGUUCUUUACGACCAGCAAAAGAAGAUAUUAUUCAGAAACCUGAUCUUUUAGAUGAUGGGGACGUCCCGAAAAUGAAUGCUCCCCUGCCAGUGUUUGUACAGCAAGCGGCAGCAGCUAAAACAAUAGGGAUUUUGGCUCGUGAGUCCAAUGAGCUUGCAGAAAGGCUUAUUCAGUUGAGGGUUGUCCACAAUUUAUGUUAUGCUAUGGGAAAUAUGGAUUAUGCUGAUAGUCAAAGACAGGCCAGCAUAUCACUAGAGUAUUUGUGUAGAACAUUCCCAAUUGUUGAUGACCAUGUGAGAGAUGCCAUGGGUGACAACCUCUAUGAUCUGUUCAUGUCCAAUCCUGAAACAUUAUAUUUAAACAUGAACCAUGUACAAGCUGACGUCCUUGUUUCAAACAAGCUUAACAUACCAAAAUUGGUAGAAAAGGUAGAGUAAUGACUACUUGCUUGUUACAUCAAACAUUCAACAUGUGGAAGUGAAAAACCAGACUGUAACCACAAAAUGUGUAAUUGUGCAGUGACAAGUGUCUGGAUUUUGUAUAAACUAACAGUUGUUACAUGAAGAAUCACAGAAAAUAAGAUUUAAAUAAACGAUUCUUCUUCUACCCGCAGGCUGCUUUACUAUAAUAAUUGACAGAUUUUCACUACUAUAUCAUCAUCAUAUUUAUAUUUCAUUCUUUGAAAAAUUGCCACUAUAAUGAAUUUGAUAAAAUUACUCAGUAAGCAAGUUUGUUUUUUAGAAAUAUAUAAGAUAUAUUUUUAUCACAUAAAAUAAUCUGUGGAAUGCCUGGAAUUCAUCUAGAGUUAACUUUAUUUCAAAAAUUGAAAAAGAAUAUUUUUGUCUUUAUAAAAUCAUUUAUAUCUUUCAUAUCCAAUGUAAUUUUAAAAUGUGUAUACAUUUUGUUUAUGUCAUGUAAACAUACAGUGUUGUUGUCUUAUUUCUCUUUAAUAAAAACGAUGAUAAAAAUGUAUUGAAUGCCAUUAAAAUAAAAUAAAAAGUUUAUUCAUUUUACU